Messenger RNA from Penicillium cosmopolitanum, 1890 nucleotides. RefSeq lists its product as uncharacterized. NCBI's taxonomy places the organism in Eukaryota, Fungi, Ascomycota, Eurotiomycetes, Eurotiales, Aspergillaceae. The transcript has a single exon. The coding region runs from base 1 to 1890 and encodes 629 amino acids. The record is from RefSeq and is a predicted model, not a curated record.
AUGGCCACCGAACACGCAUCGGUAAAGCUAAAAAGAGCUCUGCUCCAUCUCAUCUCGCUCCAAAAAGAAGAGGACACUGCUUGCAGUCAUUGCCAGGGUGGACACUCACACAAACGACGGGGGCAACAUCUUCUUAACUCAGACACUUGGGACCAGCUUGAAGCUCUCCGUCGUAUACUCUGCGAACUGUGUCCAGACAACGAGAUCCCGCCUGAGAUAGAUGAGGAUAUUGAUGAAGUGAUCGCCUAUCGAAACAGCCACACUCUAUUGACGUCCACGACCUCCAUUCCUCCAAGUGUAACUCUCCAACAUCCAGUCAUCGAGGAUGCAAAUCCAUUCAGACUAUCCUCCUGGAACGGAGAUAUCACUACGUUGACAGACGUCACGGCUAUCGUCAACGCAGCGAAUUCUGGGCUCCUGGGUUGCUUCAACCCCGAGCACCGCUGCAUUGACAAUGUGAUUCAUUCGGCUGCCGGUCCACACCUUCGCCAGGCGUGUCGCCUUAUCAUGGAUUGGCAGACAGACCCCGAGCCUGCAGGACUAGCCAGAAUCACACCGGGAUUCCAUCUUCCAGCCGCGGGGGUUCUUCAUACUGUCGGACCUCAACUGCGUCACCGCGAGACGCCCCAGCCCCAUCAUAAGAAUCAGCUAGCCUCGUGCUAUCGUUCCUGUCUGGAUGCGGCAGAAAUGCUGCAUCCUCUCCCAGAUCAACGCAAAGUGGUCGCAUUCUGCUGCAUAUCCACCGGUCUAUUUGCUUUUCCUUCUGACAUGGCGGCACGAAUUGCUGUGGAUACGGUCAAGGCAUGGCAUCUCGAGCACCCGAUGACCAGCAUUACAGAUGUCAUAUUCAAUACGUACUUGGAGAAAGAUCAAAAGAUCUACCAAAAUCUGUUACAAUCACUACAAAACACUCAAUCUGAUGAGGAUAAUGGCUCUCUAAGCUCAACAUCAACAAUAACUCCAAUGCCUCCACUCCUUCUACCGUCGCUACACACAACCGGAACCAUCAAAUCUCGCGCCUGGAUAGAAGACGCCGACGCCCUGAUAAUCUCAGCAGGAGCCGGACUCUCCGCCGCAGCAGGGCUGGACUACAACUCCCACGACCUCUUCACAAAGCACUUCCCUGCAUUUCGCUCAAAGGGUCUACGCCGAUUAUACGACGUGAUGGGAUACAACGGCUGGAGCAGCGACUCCGAGAAAUGGGGCUACUACUUCUUACAUCUAGACACGGUGCGAAAAUGGCCGGUAUCGCCUAUCUAUGAGAAACUUCGUGGCCUCACGGCGAGAUUUCCAAAGAAACAUUUCAUACGCACUUCGAAUGCAGAUGGUCUCUUCGUGAAGAAUGGGUUUGAUGGAGAUCUUGUUGCGACGCCGCAGGGUCAAUAUCGUUUUUUGCAAUGCUUUGAUAAAUGCCAGCCUGAUGCAUAUGUUCUUUCGGAUCCCCUUGUUGAUGCCGCGUUGCCGUUUAUCGACUCCAAGUCUCAGGUUUUGAUGGAUGAGUCUAAGAUUCCGAAAUGUCGGCUUUGCGGUGGGGACAUGACUCUGUGUGUUCGUGGGGGGACGUAUUUCAACUCUAAACCCUUUCGAGACCAAGAGCUCGCUUGGAAGAAGUUUUUGCGGGGGCUGGAGAACGAGAAAGAUGAGAAUCCAUCACAUCCACCUAAAAAGGUCGUUGUGCUUGAACUUGGCGUUGGCCUGAAUACGCCUGGUGUAUUGCGAUGGCCAAACGAGAACUUAGUCUCCGAGUCUCCGAACAAAACAUUUCGAUUGAUUCGGAUUGGCAAAGAAGCAUCCGGGUGUGUGCCUUGGGAACUUGAGGAGGAGGACCUAGGUGUAGGAGUUACUGGGGAUGUUGUGGCUGCUUUGGAUCUAAUCAUUCCCUCCGUUUGA